CUCUUUCUUUUGCUGUUACACAACAUAAUGGGGAUAUUCGAACCCUUUCGUGCUAUUGGAUACAUUACGAGUAGCGUUCCUUUCUCCGUUCAAAGAUUGGGCACCGAGACCUUCGUCACAGUCAGCGUCGGGAAAGCCUGGCAGAUUUACAACUGUGGUAAGCUCAGCCUGGUUCUCGUUGGUCCUCAACUUGCAAAGAAGAUUCGGGCUCUUGCAUCAUAUCGUGACUAUACAUUUGCUGCAUACGGAAAUGAUAUUGGGGUAUUCAAGCGUGCUCAUCAGGUGGCUACAUGGAGCAGACAUAAUGCCAAGGUUAACUUGUUGCUGCUAUUUGGAGAACACAUCCUUAGCGUUGAUGUAGAAGGCAAUGUUUUCAUAUGGGCCUUCAAAGGAGCUGAUGAAAAUCUCUCUCCAGUUGGACAUAUUUUGCUAGAUAGCGAAUUCACUCCGAGUUGUAUCAUGCAUCCGGACACUUACCUAAACAAGGUGAUUCUUGGAGGUCAGGAUGGUUCGCUUCAACUUUGGAACAUCAGCACAAAGAAAAAACUUUAUGAAUUCAAAGGCUGGAAAUCAUCUAUAAGUUGUUGUGUUUCUUCUCCGGCUUUAGAUGUCAUUGCUGUUGGCUGUGCUGAUGGAAAGAUUCAUGUUCACAAUGUUCGUUACGAUGAAGAAGUAGUUACCUUUAGUCAAUCCACUCGAGGUGCUGUGACUGCCUUGUCAUUCAGAACUGAUGGUCAACCUCUCCUAGCAUCUGGAGGCUCGUCUGGUGUCAUAAGCAUAUGGAAUCUUGAAAAGAGGAGGCUCCAGUCUGUUAUUAGAGAUGCGCAUGAUAGCUCUGUGAUUUCAUUGCAUUUCUUUGCUAAUGAACCAGUGUUAAUGAGUACAUCUGCAGACAACUCUAUAAAGAUGUGGAUUUUCGAUACAAGUGAUGGCGAUCCUCGUUUGCUACGGUUUCGAAGUGGGCACAGUGCGCCUCCUCUUUGUAUACGGUUCUAUGCUAAUGGGAGACACAUUCUAUCUGCUGGUCAAGAUCGUGCAUUCCGCCUCUUUUCUGUUAUUCAGGAUCAACAAAGUAGAGAGCUUUCUCAGCGUCAUGUAACAAAAAGAGCAAAGAAACUCAAAUUGAAGGAAGAAGAAAUAAAACUGAAGCCUGUGAUUGCAUUUGAUGUUGCUGAAAUUAGGGAACGGGAUUGGUCCAAUGUAGUUACAUGUCAUAUGGAUACUGCACAUGCAUAUGUUUGGAGGCUGCAAAAUUUUGUUCUGGGUGAACAUAUCCUGACACCUAGUGCAGAUGUUCAAACUCCAGUGAAGGCCUGCACUAUCAGUUCAUGUGGCAAUUUUGCUAUAUUAGGCACAGCAGGUGGUUGGAUUGAAAAAUUUAAUCUUCAAUCAGGCAUGAGCCGAGGAUCAUAUGUGGACAUGUCAGAAAAAAGAAGCUCUGCUCAUGAUAGAGAGGUGGUUGGAGUAGCAUGUGAUUCAACAAAUUCCCUAAUGAUCAGUGCAGGAUAUAAUGGGGAUAUAAAGGUUUGGAGCUUUAAAGGGCGUGAUCUGAAAGCCAGAUGGGAAAUUGGUUGCACAGUGGUUAAGAUCAUUUACCACCGUUCUAAUGGUCUUUUGGCUACUGUUACGGAUGAUUUAAUCAUCCGUAUGUUUGAUGUUGUGGCACUAAAAAUGGUUCGUAAGUUUGAAGGUCACACUGAUAGGAUCACUGACAUUUGUUUUAGUGAGGACGGAAAAUGGCUUUUGUCAUCCAGUAUGGAUGGCACUCUUAGGAUUUGGGAUAUCAUCUUAGCCAGGCAGAUUGAUGCUAUACAUGUUGAUGUAUCUAUUACUGCCUUGUCUUUAUCGCCCAAUAUGGAUGUUUUGGCAACAACUCAUGUUGAUCAGAAUGGAGUCUACCUCUGGGUAAACCAGACAAUGUUUUCCGGAGCCCCACAUAAUGAUUCAUAUGGAAGUGGAAAGGAGGUAGUGAAUGUUAAAUUACCUCCCAUCUCUUCUGGAGAGGGUUCUAAAGACGAUGAUGAUUCUGAUAAGCCUGCUUUAAGCAACUCUCAGCCUCAGGCCACUACUAACACUCUAGUGAGUGAGCAACAAAUCCCGGACCUAGUUACACUUUCACUGCUGCCGAAGAGCCAGUGGCAAAGCUUGAUCAAUUUGGAUAUCAUAAAGGCCCGCAACAAGCCGAUUGAGCCUCCAAAAAAACCUGAAAAGGCGCCUUUCUUUUUACCAUCAAUACCAUCCCUCUCGGGAGAAAUAUUGUUCAAGGUGAGUGAGCCAAAUAAUGAAGGAAAGGAAACACAAGCUGAUGAGUUUGAUAAACAUGCCAGAAGUACGGAUCUGCCCUCAUCACCCUUUGUACAAUUCCUCCAGUCGUCUGUUGAGACAGAGAACUUUGAGGCAUUCACAGACUAUCUCAAAGGUUUAUCUCCUUCAACAUUGGAUGUGGAACUAAGGAUGCUUCAGAUUAUUGAUGAUGAUGAUGAGCAAGAACCAGAAAAUAGACCAGAGUUGUUGAUUCUUGAACUUAUACUCGAGUAUUUAAUACAUGAAAUAUCAUUCAGAAACAACUUUGAAUUCAUACAAGCUGUCAUCCGAUUGUUCUUGAAGAUACAUGGGGAAACUAUUAGACGGCAGUCCAAGUUACAAGCCAAGGCACAGAAGCUUCUGGAAGCUCAAUCUGGUGUAUGGCAGAAGUUAGAUGGGCUGUUUCAGAGUGCCAGAUGCAUGGUCACAUUUCUUAGUAACUCACAGUUUUGAUCGUCUUUACACACAUCAGAUUCUUGUGCCUCUUUACCUCCUAUUUUCCUAAAAAUCCUUCGGAAAAUUAGGAAGAUGACCCAAGUAGGAUUCAAGACAUGAGAGCCAUUUCUUCAAAAUGUACGAUAGAAAUAUCGAUAUCAAGGAGUUGCCCGGAUACGAGCCUGUAAAAAUUAGUUUGGAGAGAAUUGCAAGAGCCUUGAUUUUUUGGAAAAUACAGAAACACAUGUUGAGCAGGGAAUAUUUGAUGUAUUAUUAUUAAUCACUUUAUUUAUUUUCAAGUGAUUGAGUUAUUGCAGGAUGAUUUCUUGGAGGUGAGUUUACUUGUAAAAUAGUUUCGGUAUAGGGUUGAAGAUACAAAAUUUAUGCACCAACUUUGGGUAUUUUGG
This is a messenger RNA of Cynara cardunculus var. scolymus (artichoke), 3146 nucleotides long. RefSeq names its product U3 small nucleolar RNA-associated protein 21 homolog. Gene Ontology annotation, biological process: rRNA processing. The transcript is spliced from 18 exons. Gene Ontology annotation, molecular function: protein binding. The record is from RefSeq and is a predicted model, not a curated record. Lineage: Eukaryota; Viridiplantae; Streptophyta; Magnoliopsida; Asterales; Asteraceae. The coding region runs from base 28 to 2757 and encodes 909 amino acids. Gene Ontology annotation, cellular component: small-subunit processome; Pwp2p-containing subcomplex of 90S preribosome.